This is a messenger RNA of Lagenorhynchus albirostris (white-beaked dolphin), 4755 nucleotides long. RefSeq names its product CDP-diacylglycerol synthase 1 (gene CDS1). Gene Ontology annotation, molecular function: phosphatidate cytidylyltransferase activity. NCBI's taxonomy places the organism in Eukaryota, Metazoa, Chordata, Mammalia, Artiodactyla, Delphinidae. The transcript has 14 exons. The record is from RefSeq and is a predicted model, not a curated record. Gene Ontology annotation, cellular component: endoplasmic reticulum membrane. Bases 481 to 1890 code for a protein of 469 amino acids.
UGGCAGGGCCCGGGCGGCCGGAGCCCGGUGAAGCGCUAAAACGGGUCACGCUUCCUCCUUCCCUCCCCGUCCUUUCUUCUCCUCCCACCUGGGCCUCUGCGUGGGGACGCGCACCUGGCAACCAGCGGCCGCGCUCCGCCGCGCCCCCACCUUCUCCGCUCGGGCCGGGCGCCCCGAGCCUGCCCCGCACUCCGAGCUCGCCCCCGGCUCCCGCCCCUCUUCUCUCUACCGGCCCCGCGCUCGCAGGGGGCGGCCUCGAGCGCUCGCUCGUUGAUGCCGUUUUGGGGGUGACCCGGCGCGGCAGGAGGCGGCGGCGGCGGCGGCGGCGCCUCCACGGUGGGGGCGUGUUAGUGGCCGUGGCUUUGCGGGACGUCGGGUGUGUAGCUGCGGGGUGGCAGGGCGGCCAGCCGGCGAGACCGCGCGUGCAGCUCGGGUUUCGGGACGCUGGAGGAGAGCGCCACGGCCGCGCGGGAGCGGGACAUGUGGGAGCUCAGGCACCGGGGAGGCUGCCCCGGCCCCGUGGGAGCGGUGGCGCCGCCACCCCGCGAGGGAGAGGCGGCCGGCGGCGACCACGAAACCGAGAGCACCAGUGACAAAGAAACAGAUAUUGACGACAGAUAUGGAGAUUUGGAUUCCAGAACAGAUUCUGAUAUUCCAGAAAUUCCACCAUCCUCAGAUAGAACCCCUGAGAUCCUCAAGAAAGCUCUAUCUGGUUUGUCUUCAAGGUGGAAAAACUGGUGGAUUCGUGGAAUCCUUACUCUAACUAUGAUUUCAUUGUUUUUCCUGAUCAUCUAUAUGGGAUCCUUUAUGCUGAUGCUUCUUGUUCUAGGCAUCCAAGUGAAAUGCUUCCAUGAAAUUAUCACUAUAGGUUACAGAGUCUAUCGUUCUUAUGACCUACCUUGGUUUAGAACACUAAGCUGGUACUUUCUACUGUGUGUAAACUACUUUUUCUAUGGAGAGACUGUAGCUGAUUAUUUUGCUACAUUUGUUCAAAGAGAAGAGCAACUUCAGUUCCUCAUUCGCUACCACAGAUUUAUAUCAUUUGCCCUCUAUCUGGCAGGUUUCUGCAUGUUUGUGCUGAGCUUGGUGAAGAAACAUUAUCGUCUGCAGUUUUAUAUGUUCGCAUGGACUCAUGUCACUUUACUGAUAACAGUUACUCAGUCACAUCUUGUCAUCCAAAAUCUGUUUGAAGGCAUGAUAUGGUUCCUUGUUCCAAUAUCAAGUGUUAUUUGCAAUGACAUAACUGCUUACCUUUUUGGAUUUUUUUUUGGAAGAACUCCAUUAAUUAAGUUGUCUCCUAAAAAGACUUGGGAAGGAUUCAUUGGCGGUUUCUUUUCCACAGUCAUCUUUGGAUUCAUUGCCGCUUACGUGUUAUCCAAAUACCAGUACUUUGUCUGCCCAGUGGAAUACCGAAGUGAUGUAAACUCCUUCGUUACAGAAUGUGAACCCUCAGAACUUUUCCAGCUUCAGAGUUAUUCACUUCCUCCCUUUUUGAAGGCAUUGUUGAGACGGGAAACAAUAAGCUUGUAUCCUUUCCAGAUACACAGCAUUGCUCUUUCCACAUUUGCAUCUUUGAUUGGCCCAUUCGGAGGAUUCUUUGCCAGCGGAUUCAAAAGAGCUUUCAAAAUCAAGGAUUUUGCAAACACCAUUCCUGGACAUGGAGGGAUAAUGGACAGAUUUGAUUGUCAGUAUUUGAUGGCAACUUUUGUGCAUGUGUACAUCACAAGUUUUAUAAGGGGUCCAAAUCCCAGCAAAGUGCUACAGCAGUUGUUGGUGCUUCAACCAGAACAGCAGUUAAAUAUAUACAAAACGCUGAAGACUCAUCUCAUUGAGAAGGGAAUCCUACAGCCCACCAUGAAGGUUUCAUCACUUAAAAGACUUGUGUUUUAAAGAGUCACAACACUAUGAGUAAAUUGAGGAUGUCUUGAGAUUGCACCUGGCAAAGUGCCCUUUGCACAAAUAUUUACUUUUGUAGUCGGAGUGGCUCUUCAUUUAAGCAAAAUGUUUUAUGUAAGGCACGAUAGGAAGUUAGUUCUCCUCUACUUCCUCCUCUUUCAGUCUGAAGUAUUUUCUGAAGGGCUGAGUUGGAUCCAAAAAAGAAAGACUGUCCACUUUUCAAAGAAGUAAGUAAUCAUUUGCCAGCGAAAAACAUUCCACUUUUAGGUGAGUUUGAAAUUCAAGAGAGAGGCUGAAAUUUCUACCAUUAUUGGUUUGCCAGGAAGAGCAGACAUCAGACUCUACUUUGAUCGAAUUGUCUGGAAAAACAUAACCUUCUCAAAAACUUUCAAGAGAAACACAGGAGAAUUCUGCUAUGAAGAACAUAUGUUCCCAUCCUCCACCCAUGAUCACAACAGACAGUAGCUCAGGAGGCAGCACUGGAUGAUGACACAUGCAUAGCCCACCUCUUGGUUGAGUUCUCCACUUUUGUUCCCCUGUGAACUGGUUUCCAUAAGUUCUGUAGCCACGAGCAUCAGUACAUAGGGUAGUGAGUAGGGGUGGUGAAUGAGGCAGAGAAGGGGGUGCUCAGCUGAGCCAGAGUGACCCGUCCCUGGAUGCGGCUCAGCACACCUGGGUCCUAGGCACCUACCUCUUGGUUCCCGUGAAGCCCACUGGACCCUCACCUGGGAAGAAGCGAGAUCUGCCUGGAAACCCAUUCCCAGACUAACUCCAUGGUAGCAGCUAAUUUUUAUCACAUUCUUCUUUCACAUCAUGUCAGAAAAUCUGAGGCCAUCAGCUGAUUUUUUUUUUUCUUUCAACAAUGAAAAUCAAGCAGAAGUGAUUCCCACCAAGAACAAAAAGCACACGAAUGCCAAACCUUUCCUUUGGGGGACUGGACACUGUAACCAGAUGAGAAUAAAUUUCUUCUCAGUGGAUGUAAAUAAGCUAUUGUUGCUGUGUGCUCUCUACAGCUGUAUUUAUUGUAUUGUACAGUCAGCACUGAAACCUUCAAAAAUUGCCUAGUGCUCCUUGGCUAAAUGUUCAGAGGAAAAAUAGAUAUAUUUUAAAGAAUGUUUUGCUAAUGAAAAGAGUAAAUAUUUUUGUUUAAAUCAGAAACAAAUUUUAAUUCUUUUAUAUUUCUGUUCUAUUACUCAAAAAAAAAAAUUGCAGAUAUGCCUGGGUUCCACAGAUGUCAUCUAUAACUAGCAGCCUCAUCAUGUGUACUACAGGAUUAUGGUGGAUAUAGUUAAAGUCAGUCCCAAGAGUCUCAUUUCUUGGCGUGGCAUGCACUCAGUCAAUUCAUCGCCACUGGAUGUGUGCAGUCAGCAUUAUUUCACACUAUUCCAUAAAAAUUUAGAAUUGGCAUUGGAGGUAUUAUUACAGAAGGAAGUGAUUAUUUUUUAAAAUCAGACUACCUUUAAGUUAAUUUUCAACAUUGCUCAUUUUUACUUGCUGCAUUAAAAGCUCCAAAUGUAGAUCAUAAAAGAAUUUACUUACCAAAAUUUAAAAAAUAAAAUUAAAAUUUUGUAAUAGGAACUUACGUUGAAAACAUGGUGAAUUGCACCGUAAGAACUUGGAGAUAUGCAGUUCCCUCUGCAUUUUUCUUUAAAGUGAUGAGUGAGGCACUGCAAAACAGAAUUAUGAGCACAUUACUGAAUACGUAUUAUAAAAUCAAUAUUAUGGUAAACAAAAUAUGAAGCUAGAAAUAUUUGGGGUCACAGUAAUAGCUAUCCUCAAAUACAUUUAGAGUUGGAUGUAUAUUAUUCUAUAUGUAAAAAAGUAAAUUCUUAAUUUUAACAACACUCUCAAGGUUGACGUUUUUAGUGUACUUUUAUAGCAUGUAUAUUAAAAUAGAAUAUAUUUUAUCAAGAAUAUACUUUAGGGCUUCCCUGGUGGCACAGUGGUUGAGAGUCUGCCUGCCGAUGCAGGGGACACGGGUUCGUGCCCCGGUCCGGGAAGAUCCCACAUGCCGCGGAGCGGCUGGGCCCGUGAGCCAUGGCCGCUGAGCCUGCGCGUCUGGAGCCUGUGCUCCGCAACGGAAGAGGCCACAACAGUGAGAGGCCCGUGUACCGCAAAAAGAAAAAGAAAAAGAGGAAAUAAAAAAAUAUACUUUAGCUAAGAUUGCCAUAAAACCCUGACUUUGAUCAUUUUUAUAUUUGCACUCUGAAGAGGGUUUAUAUUCCAGUGUAGCAAUGUGAUGGCAGAAAAAUGAAAGACUAGGAACUUCCUUUACAGUAAUGGCUAAUUGUUCCAAAUUUGCUGUUUGGAGAGGUACUCUAAUGGUACUAGCUGCUUAGUACAAAUGUUUCCUCAGUGCUUUUCCCCUUGUGGUGGUGGGUAUACAUUUUACUGUCUGAGAAUAAAAAGACCACACCCACACACACGCACACACCACCGUUUUAUUCUCUUUUAUAGUAUCUCUUCAUUUGUAAUUUGGUUUGAACAAAGAUAGUACCACCUUGUUCAGGGGAAAAGAAAAAGUGGAAACAGUGUAUACUGUAUAUGGGUGGGAGAUAGCUUUUGAUAUGUGUCAAUCAGUUCGCUGAACCUUUUACUGAAACUGAGAUAGGAAAAUAAAACUGAAACAAAUCACAUUUUGACUCUGUUGUGCCAUUUUCUCUUUGGAGAGGGAACAUUCAUUCAACUAGUGUUUACAAAAUGACAAAUACAGAAAUACUGUAUGCUGUGUAUAUUUCAUCACCGAUACCUACAGUGACAUCUUCAGGGCUGGGAAUAAAUAAGUUCUGGUGAUCACUGAACAUGUGUGUUUGUCUAGAGGUGAUGUCCUCUUAAUUGAAAGAGCACCGAAUUUCUAGG